Molecule: messenger RNA, 2804 nt
Organism: Mycetomoellerius zeteki
Lineage: Eukaryota; Metazoa; Arthropoda; Insecta; Hymenoptera; Formicidae
Product: EGF like, fibronectin type III and laminin G domains protein pikachurin
Exons: 14
Coding region: 109-2796 (895 amino acids)
Molecular function (GO): calcium ion binding
Source: RefSeq, a predicted model, not a curated record
AGAGAGAGUGUGUUUCGUGUGUGCCGCGUAGUGAUCGACAGAAUUUGCUGGAGCAUGCGACAGUAAGGACUUAUCGACCCCAGCGACGUGCAUGUUUAUCGCUGGACAAUGGCUGGACUACGCUACGUUUGCUGGCUCUUCGUCAUCCUGGGAUACCUGUCGGUCGUUCUGGUGCUUGCCCAGAACCCCGUGGAGGAGAAGACCACCUUCGAAGCUGCUUUCCAAGGAAGAUGCGGGCACGGAUCGCCCUGCGAACAGCUCUGUUACGAACUCCACGAUGGCAUGUACGAGUGCGACUGCAGGGAUGGCUAUAUACUUCAUAAAAAUGGAUACAGCUGUGCUGAACUCAACUCGACAUCGCCAUCGACGAGCGAACUCGGCGACCUCGUUGACGAGGCUGAGAGCGACGAGGCGAACGCGGACAACGCGGAUGACGAGGAUGCGGUCGAAGAUAUUCUUUAUAUACGCGGUGCAACCUUCACGAUACAUCUGGAUGCCUCAGCCGAGAAUUCCACCGUGAACAUGACGAAGAUAAACGAGGCGAACGCGGAUCGGAUCGAGCUGCACGCCACGUCUCAGGGCCCAAAUCUGGAGCAAAAACUGCCAUCCACGAUGGAGAGCAUCGUGAGCACUGAGCCAGCAUGUUCCUUGGACUGCGGACCGGCUGGAAAUUGUUAUAUCGAGCAAUCUCGCGGAGAUGAAGUCGAUGUAGUGAUCGAAGACGACGAUGACGACGACGACGACGGAGCCGUGGAUCUCGAGGGCAAUACCGUAAACCUCAGAAGAAAGCAAGGAACAUUCAGACAGAGAUGCCAAUGUCCUCUCGGAAGAGGUGGAGAUCGUUGUCAGCUGGAAGCUGAAGUUAGAUCACCACGUUUCACUGGGUCAGGUUGGCUGGCUUUUCCCGCCUUAAGAGCCGCUUACAAACACGUCCAAUUAGAAUUGGAAUUUCGACCAGAAGCAUGGGACGGAGUGCUUCUCCUGGCCGGAGAACGGGACGAUCUUCAGGGUGACUUUAUGGCCUUGAUACUGCAUCAUGGCUUUAUCGAAUUCAGGUUUGAUUGUGGCAGCGGUGUGGGCACCGUGAGGAGCACGGAAACGGUGAAACUGAAUGAGUGGAACACUCUGAGUGUCUACAGACAUCGAUGGGAUGCCUGGAUCCAGCUGAAUCAAGAGAAGAGGGUAGAGGGACGAUCGAAGGGUUUGUUCUCGAGAAUUACGUUUCGCGAACCUCUCUUCGUUGGUGGACCCGGAAACACGACCGGUUUGGAGCGACUUCCGGUGAGGACCGGAUUUAAGGGCUGCAUCCGGCAUUUGGAGGCGAACGAGCACCAUUAUCGCUUUCCAUUGGCCCCGCAGGGCGAUGCUGCGAAUGGAUUCGACAUCGAGGAGUGCACGGCCGACAGGUGCAGUAAGGUACCGUGUUCCCACGGUGGAAAAUGCCUGACAACCGGAGGCGACACGGCUGUCUGUCUCUGCCCGCUCGGCUAUACGGGCGAUCUCUGCGAAACCCGAGUGGAUCUACAGGUUCCAUCCUUCAACGGAUCCUCUUACCUACGUUAUCCGGGAUUGGCGGACACGUCGCUGUCGUGGCUGGAAUUGUUCGUCACGUUAAAACCGACCACGCCGGACGGCGUGAUACUCUACAACGGCCAUCACAGCGAUGCCACCGGUGACUUUAUUGCUCUCUAUCUCUCCUCGGGCCACGUGCAGUUCACCUUCGACCUCGGAACAGGACCUGCCACUUUGAGAAGCGAAAAUCCAGUUCGUCUUGGCGAAUGGGUCGAAGUUCGGGUCUCCAGAACAGGUCGUUUGGCAUCCUUAGAAGUUGAGGACGACCCGGCCCAGGAAAUCCUGGCGCCCGGAGCGUUCACGCAAUUAUCCUUACCGCUGAACCUCUAUUUAGGCGGAGCACCGUCCUCCGACAUGUAUUCGCCGAAGAUGAAAACUACGGCCAGCUUCGUCGGCUGUAUUCAGACGAUCGUGCUGAAUAAUCGCGAGGUGGGUAUCCUAGCUGAAGCGUUAGGUGGAGUGAAUGUAGGAAAUUGUGGGCACGCAUGCGAGGCUAGACCGUGUGGUGAUGCGGAAUGUCGGCCUCUUCGCGAGCGAUUUACCUGCCGGUGCCGUCCAGGAGUACCGCACCCUUGUCCUGCACCGGAUGAUUAUACGCCGCUGGUUCCGCCACCGGCAAGAACCAGCAGUAACGCCGUUACGUCCGUGAGAUACGAGAGGGCUGUGCCCAGCUUCACCGGCAGUGAAAGCUAUCUACAUUAUAAUGACGCCGACACAAUGAAAAGGAUAAUCAGUUAUAGGGUAGACAUCAAUAUGAGAUUCCGCGCCAGCAGCAGCAGCGGCCUACUGCUGUGGAGCGGUCGCCAAUCAGAUCCUCAGGAACAAAGGGAUGAAAACGAUGACUUCCUCGCCCUCGGCCUGGAUCACGGUUAUCUUACUCUCGCAUAUAAUUUAGGUUCCGGAGAAGCCGUAUUACGGUAUAAUCUCACGCGAUUGGAUGACGAUCUGUGGCAUCGUAUCAGGGCCGUUAGAAAUGAACAAUGGGCAUCUCUCGUGGUAGAUAGUGGUACUGGUGUCUCAGCAUCUUCUCCGGGGCAACUGAGACAACUAAACACUGAUACCGGUCUUUACGUCGGCGGUGCACCGGAUGUCGUGAGGACAACGGGAGGAAGGUACGCGAAAGGCAUCGUGGGUUGCAUUAGCGACCUCGUGCUAGACUCGGACUUUUCCGUCGCUUUAUCGUCGCCCGCACAGGCAACCAACACACAUUCAUGCAUCCCCUGAAAGAGAGA